CGCACUACGUGAUAACGUGAUGUCGAGGUUCCUGCUACUCGCGGCUUUGGUAGCGUUUAGUGGGUGUGCCACAGCCAGAAAAGGCUAUAUUCUGACGUUCCCGCGAGAAUUAAAGGCUGGUGGAAUGGCCAACAUGUGCUUGACAUUCACUGAUUUAGAUACCACUGUUACCGUGGCAAUGGAAUUUCUAGAGAAGGACAACAGUACUAUCAACUCCAUGGUUCAUGACUUCCCUAAUGGUGAAGGGGCAUGUGUGGAGCAUGAUGUGCCCAGCAAUCUGGCCGGCAAACUCAUACAACUAUCUAUCAGAGGAGAAGCUGGUGACUACAUGUUUGAAAAUCGUAAAUGGGUCCAGGUUCGCACCCAGAAUCCUCUUCUGACGUUUGUCCAGACUGAUAAACCGAUGUACAAACCGGGACAGCUAGUGCAGUUUAGGGUUCUCAGUCUCAGUCCAGAUCUCACUCCAAUGGACCAGAUGAUUUCUGCAGUGUAUAUCCAGGAUGCUAAAGGCACUAGGAUAAUACAAUGGAAAAACAUCAAAACAGAGAAAGGCCUGGCCUCCUUCAAGCUGCCCCUCUCUAAAGAACCUGUGCUGGGCAAUUGGAAGAUCACGGUUCAACUGAAAGAAGACAUGGAAGCAACUGAGCAGGUGUUUAAGGUGGAGGAAUAUGUUCUCCCCAAGUAUGAAGUGACAGUCAAGUCUCCUCAAUUUGUCUACAUCAAUGAUGAUGUCAUCGAUGUGGAAAUAUGUGCCAAGUAUACAUAUGGUAAACCUGUGAAGGGAGUUGCUGAAGUUGUGACCCAGGCUAAGACAACAGGCUAUAGUUACGGUAGACCUCGUCCGAUCCUCCUCUCUAGACUUGAUAUCAAUGGUUGUGGCAAACUGACCAUCAAUGGGACAGAACUGCGUCUGAAAUCCAAUCGCUUCCCAAUCUGGGACGCGAGUAUAUUCUUUGAUGCUAUUGUCACAGAGGAGGCCACCGGUAUCAUGCUCAAGGGCAAUGGAUCAAGCAAAAUAUAUCGCCAACGCUACGAAAUCGACAUCAUCUCUUACACAGAUAAAUAUUUCAAACCAGAACUUCCAUUGAAAACCAAGGGUUUAGUGACCUACCCUGACGGUCGACCAGCGGCAGGUGUCAACAUCAAAGUGGAAGUCACAUCCUACCGUCCAGAUAUUCAAUACAAACGAUUUGUCAGGAGUGAUGAUGAAGGCUUUUUCGUCUAUACUUUCCCACCGAUGAAAAGGGAGGUCCGAGAAUUCAGUAUCUAUGCAUCAUCUCCUGAGAAGAUGAAAGACGGCUGUAACGACUGCUACAAGAUGUUGACAACUCGCACCAAUCUGCAAGUGAAGCAGUGGUACUCACCGUCAGGCAGCGGCAUGCAGGUCACUAACGAAGCUGUUGACGAGAAGGUGGAUUGUGGCACAGAAUACCAAGUCGGCAUUCAGUAUUUGACGGAUUCUCCCUCAAGAACCACAUUCCAUUUUGAGGUCAUGGCCCGUGGCGCUAUCAUAAGCCAGGGGAUGCAGGUACGUGACUUCAGGAAGAAAACAAAGUCGCUCUGGGAUCUGUUCUCAGGAAGACGUAAACGGGCUGUGGAUGAUGAAGACGAUGAUGACAGUGAUGACGAAGCAGGUCCACUCAGCCCUAGAGAUGAUAAGAAGGAGAUAGAAGAUGUUCCGCUCCUUAUACCGAAAAAGAGGUUACCCCCUACGACAACUCCACUUCCCGCGGUAACUCCACCUAAGUUUAUCGAUACGUUUACCAUCCCGAUCAGGAUACUGCCAGAGAUGGCGCCGUUAGCCCGCGUUCUCGUCUACUACAUCAGAGAUGACGGCGAGACUGUUGCUGAUACUCUCCAGUUGAACGUCAAGGAAUGCUUCGCCAACAAGGUUGACCUCGCUUUUGAAAAGGAAUUCUACCGUCCAGGUGAUGAUGCAAAUAUCAAGAUGCGUGCGGAUCCUGAUUCUUUAUGUAACAUCGGUGUUGUUGAUAAGAGUGUUCAUCUCCUGGAUAAGAGUAAUCAGCUUAAUCCAGCCAAGGUGUUUGGAGCUCUGGCUGCCUUUGAUGUGGAGCCAGAUGGUUACAGCUAUAGAGAUGAAUACUGUGAAAAACAGGUUGGUCCAGUGACAAACCCAUGGGAUGUCGAUAUGGAAGUACAGCCAUUCAAACGUAAGAAACGCGACAUUUACUGGCCAAGUGCAAGUUCAAGAUUUGUGGACUCGUCUACUGCAUUCAAGAACACUGGUCUCAUCUACAUGACAGAUCUUAAAGUGGAUACAAGGCCUUGCGAGAGUCCGGAUUAUGAUUACCGAGUUCUUGAGUCUGCGGUCGUCGAACCAGAACAAGCUGUUGAUGCUGACAUUGAAGAGGAAGAAGGCACGUCCACCAAAGCAAAAACAGUCCGCAGAUAUUUCCCAGAAACCUGGCUUUGGGAUUUAGAAACAACCGGCUCAAGCGGUGAGAUGACACUGACGAAGAAGGUCCCAGAUACCAUCACGCAAUGGGUCGGUGCUGCAUUCUGCACAAACUUGCAGUCUGGCUUUGGUGUGGCACCAACUGCUUAUAUGACAGUUUUCCAGCCGUUCUUCGCCUCAUUCACGCUGCCCUACUCGGUCAUCCGUGGCGAGAUUGUACCAGUUGUUGUAACUGUGUUCAACUAUCAGUCUGAAUGCCUUGGGAUCGAUCUCACCUUGACAAGGUCAGCAGACUUUGAUGUGACCAAUGACAAUUACCUGCAGCAGAUAUGUGUCUGUGGCGAUGAGUCCAGCUCAGUGACGUUCAAGGUCACGCCCAAGACCUUGGCGAAUGUCAACAUCACUGUUAUGGCUCAGAGUAACCCUGAUAGUGAUGUGUGCGGUUCCAAACCUUUAUCGACACUUGUGGCCAGCGACGCAGUAACGCGACAGCUCAUUGUUCAGCCUGAAGGUGCCAAAGAUGAGUAUACAUUCAGUACUCUAGUGUGUCCUUCUGAUAGCGAUAAGGGGACAUUCACAGAAACCAUCCAGCUUCCUCUCCCGAGCACCCUCGUUAAUGGAUCAGCUAGAGGAUUCGUCUCUGUCAUCGGUGACAUAAUGGGCCCGACUUUGGAUGGUCUAGACGAGCUUCUGCGCCUUCCUACUGGCUGUGGCGAACAGAACAUGUUGAACUUCGCACCCAAUAUCUUUGUUAUGCAGUAUCUGGAAGCUACUCGCCAACUCUCCACUGAGAUCAGGACUAAGGCGGUUAACUUCAUGAUGACAGGUUAUCAGCGUGAACUAACGUAUCGACAUGAGGAUGGCUCCUACAGUGCGUUUGGAAGCAAUGAUCCCUCUGGCAGCACCUGGUUAACGGCAUUUGUUGUCAAAUCCUUCUCGGAGGCCAGACCCUAUAUCACGAUUGAUGAUGAGGAUGUGAAGAAAAGUGUCGAGUGGCUGAAAUCGUUGCAGGGCGAUGAUGGAUGCUUUCUAUCGGUUGGCAGGGUUCUUCAUAAAGACAUGAAAGGUGGACUGGCUGAUGGUGAUUCAUCUGCUGCACUCUCAGCCUACGUUCUGAUUGCGAUGCUUGAAGCUGGGGAAACACAAGUGUCUGAAUCGGUGCAUCUUGCCCUGGAAUGUCUGGAGGCGAACCCAGUCACUGAUACCUACUCCAUUGCCCUCAUUGCCUAUGCCUAUAGUCUGUAUGAUCCGACCGAUCCAAGGACAAGUCUAGCGAUGAGGAGACUUGGAGAUGCUGCCACCACUGAUGACCAAGGAUUUAUCCAUUGGCAAAAGAACCCACAACUUGUUACUUCGAAGGUUAUCGAUAAUCUUUGGCAAUCUCCGUACAAGAGAGCUGCAUCAACCGAUGUUGAGAUGACAGCGUAUGCACUCAUGGCAUCCGUGGUCCGUGCUGGGAGGUCGAACAUAGCUGCUCUCAUUCCCAUCGUCCAGUGGUUGACAAAACAGAGAAAUGCUAAUGGAGGUUUUAGCUCAACUCAGGACACUGUGGUCGCCCUUCAAGCUCUUGCCAAGUAUGCAAGUCUCGCCUACAGUGAUGGAAUCAAUCUAAAUGUUGGAAUUAUGGGAGAGGGCCUAGACGAGACAUUCUCUGUGAGGGACGACAACAGCCUAUUGCUGCAGAAGAAACCUAUCCAGGUUCCCAAUGACUUGACGAUUAAUGCAAGUGGAACAGGCUGUGCACUUGUGCAGGCAGACGUCCGAUUCAAUGUUGAAGUGACACCUCCUACAACGCCAGCUUUCGAUGUCACAGCUAACAUCAUCAGGAUUAAGCAAGGAGAUGACUGUAGGAAGAGGUUAAUGGAUAUUUGUGUCAAGUACAACUUGGAUGAUGGUGCCUCCAACAUGGCUGUUGUUGAGAUACAGAUGGUGUCCGGAUGGGUCCCAGUGAAGGAGUCGGUCACAGCGUUGAAAGUACAGAGAUCUGACCUUCUUCUCAAGAGAAUUGAAGUCGAGAAAAACAUGGUGAACUUAUAUUUUGAUGAGUUUGAUAGUGAAAUCAAGUGCUUCCUGAUUGAACUUGUGCAGGAUAUAGAGGUGGAGUCGCCUAAACCGGGUCUCAUCAGUGUCUAUGAUUACUAUCAAACAGAAAACUCUGUGCUCCACGCCUACGUGAUCCGACCCUACUGCGGAACAAAGGAGGAGGCUCCUUUUAAUCCUGUGCUUCCCGAAGACGGUGGUGAGAUUACUGAGAUGCGUCUGCCUAUCCAACCAAUGGGGCCUCAAGCUGGACCGGGCAAACCAGGUGACAACCAAGUGUCUCCAGAUGUUGAUUCUCCUCCAGAACCAGCACAAGAGAAUAAGGUCACUGUCUUCGUUGAUGGAGAAGACGAUUCUCCAACUGAGCCAGAGCCAACGCCAUCGAAGCCAGAGCCAACAGAGGAGGAAACUUCGCCAACUCCUACAGACAUGGCACAAGAGUCAACAGACAAAGAUGACGAUACGACAGAACCUGAUGAGCCUACACAGCCUUCAUCUUCUACACGUCAACCAGAACCAGAGACAACUAAGAAUGGUCAGUUGGAACCCGGGUGCCCCAUGUGUCCUGAUGCCAUGCCGCAGAACUUUGUCACUCGAUUCUGUACUUACGACAAAGUAUACAAGGUUAACUACAAGGGCAGCAGUAGUGUUUACCCUCUCAAGGUGAUGACCGACCUGAGGCCGGAGACUGGAAAGGUGGCCAUGAACGUCUUUGCCAAAUACAGAAUGUCCACCAAUUGCAGUUGCUCAGCAUUUUCUCUGGCAGAGAGAGAUGCCAAAUUCUUGAUCCUUGCCAAUGAUGGUCAACUAGAGAUGUUGGACAGUAACCGUGGCAGUCUGACGAUGCUGGAUCACACGUUGGUGAUGGCUCUUACCCGAGACUUGGAGAGACUAGCUUUCCGUACAGCACGACAGGGCUGCUCAAGGAGAGGCUGAGAAGUUUAUCAACCACUUUGCUACGGAACGUUCCUCACUGUUAUUCUGUUCACGGCAAUAACAGCAUCAGUCACGUCGAUGACUGCAUCAUCACAUUAUAAGACCAGUAUUUCAGUCUGUCAUAGUGUGCGUAAUUAUUCGCCGUACCAAAAUAUUGAUCCAUCAUAGUAAAGUGGUUAAUAUCUCGUCUAAAGAAUCAAUUUAAUUACUUGAUAUGAAAUGACUCUCAUAUCCCGGUAUAUAUUUUGUAUAUUAUUUGUCAAGUCUACACUCAGUAUCAACUCCUACUGGCUGUAUGCAUGUGUAGUAGUAGGCCAAGAUCAUUUGAUACACAUAUCAUACUUUUUCGUAGGCCUAUCUCUAUCAUUUUUAUAAAAUAUUGUGAUUUUUUAAUCCACUCUUACUCAAAAUGUUUAUACUCUUGUAAUUUUAUGUCAUUAUGCCUUUGCCACAGACUGAAUUCGCCAUCGUGAACAAAGAAAUUGUUUUAGAUUGUUCCAAAAAAGAAAAAUAUCAUGGAAUGUCCUGUUCCGUAUUAUAAUGUAUGAACAAAGGUUAAUUCUGGCAAUUUAUCAUCCAUGCAUGGACCAUGUGGAUGGAGGUGA
Lineus longissimus is the source of this 5997-nucleotide messenger RNA. Its product is annotated as alpha-2-macroglobulin-like. The record is from RefSeq and is a predicted model, not a curated record. Gene Ontology annotation, cellular component: extracellular region. Bases 20 to 5392 code for a protein of 1790 amino acids. NCBI's taxonomy places the organism in Eukaryota, Metazoa, Nemertea, Pilidiophora, Heteronemertea, Lineidae. The transcript is spliced from 37 exons. Gene Ontology annotation, molecular function: endopeptidase inhibitor activity.